Molecule: messenger RNA, 2166 nt
Organism: Pygocentrus nattereri (red-bellied piranha)
Lineage: Eukaryota; Metazoa; Chordata; Actinopteri; Characiformes; Serrasalmidae
Gene: preb
Product: prolactin regulatory element binding
Exons: 9
Coding region: 37-1305 (422 amino acids)
Biological process (GO): protein secretion
Cellular component (GO): endoplasmic reticulum membrane
Molecular function (GO): protein binding; guanyl-nucleotide exchange factor activity; GTPase activator activity
Source: RefSeq, a predicted model, not a curated record
AAGCUUACUGUGAUAGUCCAGCGACUACAGGGAAGCAUGGGAAGGCGAAAAGUACCAGACUUGUAUCGUGCUCCCUUUCCUCUCUACACUGUUAAAAUCGACCCCAAAACUGGACUCAUCCUUACUGCCGGAGGAGGUGGAGCGUCCAAAACCGGAAUUAAAAAUGGAGUGCACUUCCUGAGUUUAGAACUGGUUGGCAGCCAGCACAGUGCCACUCUGCUACACUCCCAUGACACAGGGACGCGUGCCACCAUGAAUAUGGCCCUGGGAGGAGAUGUCAUUGCUGCAGGACAAGAUGGCAACUGCAACUUGAUGCGCUUCAAACAGCGUGCACCUAAAGAGGGACAGUCAGGCUCUGCAAAGGACGGAGCAGGUGAGCAGGGUGGUGCUAGGAGACGAGGGGGGAAAGGCCAAAAUGGAGGCGGAGAUGUGGCCCAGAUGAAGGAUGAGUCCCUGCAGAUCCUUGUGGAGGAUGUUGGAGUGCUAAAGUCGGACCUCAGCCCUCAGGACCCGGUGCAGAAGUGCGUGCGUUUCAGCUCUGACCUGAAACUGCUGCUGACGGGAGGGGCCGACGGUUAUCUCAGAGUGUGGGAGUAUCCCUCCUUGAAGGAGAAAUUGAACUUCAAAGCUCACAAAGAUGAAAUAGAAGAUUUAGAUAUCAGCCCUGAUAACAAGCACAUCGUGACAGUAGGGCGAGAUUUUGCAUGUAACGUGUGGAGUGGUGAUCAACUGGCACUGGGAUUAUGUUGGCACGACAACAUGCCGCAUAUCACAGAGAAGAUGUAUCGCUAUCAGUCAUGUCGGUUUGCUAAGGUUGAAGACCAAAAGGAUGCAUUAAGACUGUAUACUGUCCAGAUUCCCCACAAAAGGGAGCGCAAACCGCUGCCAUGCUACCUCACCAAAUGGGAUGGAAAGAGUUUUCUGCCCCUGCUCACUAAAACAUGUGGCAAUGAAGUGAUAUCCUGCUUGGGUGUGAGUGACUCUGGAACAUUUCUUGGCCUUGGCACGAUCACAGGAUCAGUAGCUAUCUACAUUGCUUUCUCUCUGCAGAAGCUGUACUAUGUACAUGAAUCACAUGGCAUUGUGGUGACAGACCUGGCUUUCCUCCCUAAUGCCCCCAAAAUCAAACCUCUUAAGGGAAGUAAUGAAGUGGCCAUGUUCAGUGUGGCUGUAGACAGUCGCUGCCAGCUUCAUACUGUGCCCAGCCGGAGAUCUGUUCCAGUAUGGCUGGUGCUGUUGCUUUGUGGCCUGCUGCUGGUGGGCGUCAUUCUGCUCCUGCAGCAUCACUUCCCAGGGUUCAUUUAAUGUUGAGCUCAGUCAGGGAGGGGGUGGAAAGCAUGUCAACCUCACCACCAAGCCACCAAGUCUUCAGCAGCGACUCAGCUUUCACUGUUUACCAAAAUGACGAACACAAGCUGCUGGAAUCAUUCUACAAAUGAUGAUAGUUCUGAUGUAGAAUAGUGGAAUAAUCAUAUUUAUCACUUGUAAAAACUGAAGAAUCAUCUCUGGAGUAUGCGUUUAUGCUCUUAAGUUAUGGAUGAAGAACUGGGGUUUUACCUGGUGAUGGAGCCAACUUUUUACGUCCUGAUGCUGAGCUUCGUUUGUUCACCCACCUCAAUCUUCUUGAUGCUGUAUGUGUGACAAACUAAACAAAGAGAAGAAAUUGGGUUCCUCUUUGCUUUUUAAGAUGCUCUCAUGGAGGUGAUCUGUUUAUCAGACACUGUGGAAUGCCUUUAAUGUCUAUAUAAUACACAGAGAGGGCCAUCAUUGAAUAUUUUAGUUAUUUAAGACAGAUGGAAAAUAUAAUUAUGAACCACUUUGAUUAUGGUGUGGAUCUGUUGGCAGCCUUUAUUGCUGUAAUGUUCUGUAUUUAUCACCUCAUGGUUCAUGCACAUGGACGAGAAUGCAGCUGAUGGAUCGAAGGGAUGUAAUGAAGUAAAAAAAUUCAACUCAGUAUAAAUGCAGCUUAUUAUUAAAUAAGUUAGGAUGCGCUUUAUAUUACAUAACCUUAUGUUCUUUACUUAAACAGAGCUGCACAAAUGUGUAAAUAAUGUCAUUUGGUAUAAUAACUUUUAUUUUUAAUUAUUUUUACAUUAUUCUUUGUCAUAUUUGGCACAAAGCUGAAAUAAUGAAAAAUAAAUGUUAAGUUACUAAAAUGUACUAUAA